This is a messenger RNA of Cloeon dipterum, 752 nucleotides long. RefSeq names its product mitochondrial ribosomal protein S24 (gene mRpS24). The transcript has 3 exons. NCBI's taxonomy places the organism in Eukaryota, Metazoa, Arthropoda, Insecta, Ephemeroptera, Baetidae. Gene Ontology annotation, biological process: translation. Gene Ontology annotation, cellular component: mitochondrion. Bases 113 to 598 code for a protein of 161 amino acids. The record is from RefSeq and is a predicted model, not a curated record.
ACCAGGCGCCAGACAAGACACGCCCACAAUUUGUUAUGAUUCUGUCGUUACCACCUGGUCGGAUUUAUUCUAAUAAUUUUUUGAAGUGUUCACUGAAAUUUUGCCCUCAAAGAUGCUGAGCGUGUUGAAUUGUCUGAAAUCGAGGAUAUCCACACCACAGCGUCUGAUUCACACCUCGGCAGUGCAAUGCAGAAAACAAGCAGGAAGAUAUCGUCCAUCCAUCCGUGGUGACAAGCCCCUCACUUACGAGAUGGCCAAUGGUCCCCACCAAAUUGCGCACAGAAAAUCGUGGAAUUCGUGGAACACAGCCAACUUGGAGGGAGGUUUGCGGCCAGCAGAAACUGUUGUAGAGGAUCUUUUCAUUCGGAAAUUCAUGAUCGGAACCUGGCACUCUCUAUUUACCUCAGAAGUAAUCAUCAAGAGGCAACAUAAUCUCAUCAGGAUUGCGGGUAUCGUCAAACGUUCAAUCAGUGCCAGGAAAAUGUACUUCCUCAUCGGUUAUACAGAAGAAAUGUUGUCACUAUGGCUGCAGUGUCCGGUAAAACUUGAAUUACAAACAGUCAAUGACGCUAAAGAUGUAAUUUAUAAACAUAUUUAGUCAUGCAGUUAGUGAUUAAAUUUUUUCUGUUAGACAAUUUUCUUUUUUAUUGGUCUUUCCCAAACGUUAAGGGCUAAUUUAAAAAAGGAAACAAGUGUUAUCAAGAAUAUAUAAUCAAAUUUUAUUAAAUGUGUUCAAGACACAAGUUUUUUAA